UCCAUAUACCGUGAGAGAGGCCCAAUAAAUGGCAAAAAGACAAAAAAAAACAAAAAAAAAAAGAAGAAAAUCUACCUACCAUCUUAACCUUGGGUAAGUCCAUGAAAUAAGAAAGAGAAGAUAUCCUUCUCUUUUUCUUCCACAAACUCUGUAAACUCUCUCUGGAGUAGUAUGACAUUUUAAAGAUUAGAAGUUUCCCCAAAGGGCCAUGAGGAAGGUAAAUGAAUGCAGUGGAGUGAAUCUUAUGGGGACUGUGGUAGACCAGAAGGCUGGUGUGUUGUGUCAGCCACAGUGAGGUAGCAUCUCCCUAGCUCCAGCCUGUUGUUACCAGGUGGGAAUGCAGGCCCAGUAUUGUGAGGUUCUCUCCUACCCCCUUAAAAAUAAAACCAAAACAAUGGGAAGUCAGAAAUCCAGAUUUUUAUGUGAAAUCUCCUGAUUUUUAAAUCUUGGCAGCCUUUUUAAAUGUUUUUAAAAGUGUGUGGUCCAAACAAAACUUGUCUGUAGGCUGUAUUCAGCCUACUGGCUGCCAGAUAGAAUCUGUUGUAGAUAAUAUUUUAAUGGAUGAAGAUAAUAGUUCCAUUGCAUGUGAGCAUUCAUCUUGGGAAUUCCCCACUGGAAUGAAUUGAAUUCUUCAUUUUUUUUUUAAUUAAAAAAAGUUGAGUAAAUACAUUUUUGGUGCUGAUAGUUUUGAUGCAUAGCCUCUUUUCUUCUGACCCACCUAUAAAAGAAAAAGCAAACAUUUGAGCAAAACAGAAAAUGACCAAAGGAUUUUAAUAAAGGUAGAAAAGUAAGAAUUUUAGAAUUUUAGGGAAAAAGGGGGCAAGUUUGAAAUUUUGAAAAGAAUACCAUGAUUUGUGUCAAUCAUUGAUGUAGAUGAAAACCUGAAUUCAACUACAUAAAGCUUUCCAUCUCUUCUUUAAGCAGUGGAUUCUUGGCCCUGAAUCUUUGUGGGAUGUCUAUAAUUUACCAGGCACAGGGAGGAGGUGGGUUACAAGGGGAAAACUUCCAGAGCCAAUAUUUUAUGCAAGUUUCGAGAAAACUUCAUUUAUAUUGUAUACAAUGAGGUGUCACUGUCUCUAAAUUUUUCGAAGGGGCUCUUUAAAAGAAGUAAUCUAUUCAUAAUUGAAAUUCUCUAGGCAAAUUAGAUGUCAACAUUUUCAACAGAACAGGUAAUUAAUUGGUUUGAAUUUCAAACUGAAGGUCAUCCUGCUAUUGAUUUUCGUGGGACCGGGCAACAAGAACACCUUGUUAAAAUGAUCCACAAAUGGAGCCUAGGUGUGCCUAGGUUCUAUCCAGGGUCUUGUUGAACACCAUCCAUCCCUGGACAGUGUCACACACCCAUCAGAAGGGAGUUAUCUCUGAUGUAAACAUAACAAGCUGUUGGUUUGCUUCCAAAACAGCAGAGAGGAGCUGAGCGGGAGGAAAGACCAGAGAUUAACAGUUUGUUUUCUAGGAAGUCAAGUAUUUCAGCUCAAGUGACUGGUGCAGCUUGUUACGAAGCAUCUGUAAGUGUGUCAGAAUGACGUUGGUAUGCCGUGUUCAAGAAGUUCAGCGUCAACACAGCUGUGCCUUACCACUUUCAGAACCUUUCAGCUGGGAAUUAGGUGAAAUCUCUUUAAUACGGGGGAGGGGAGCCCUGCAGUAAAGAGGGUGGUGAGAAAUGGAGGAUGAAAGAAUAUACACCAUUUUAGAUGCUCUUAAUUUUUAUAAAGUAACAUGUGUGCCUUGUAUGUGAGAAAUAGUUUUAUUGUUUCAUGUGCCAGGCUGUUUUAAAGCAGUCAUUUCUCUCCCUGCUCUGUUUAUACUUCUCGAGGAUGGUGUAAUGUGAAGGUAACAUGAACGAGGUGGGUGGCACACACUAUACCUCUCUAAACCGGAGUAAGUAUUUUAAUUUUAGCUGUGUUAAGUUGGAAACUUAAUGCAGCUUCUUCUUAUGGUUCAAAGUAAAAUUCUUAAGAAAAAAAAAGACAGGCGAGGAGGGUGUUGGGGCCUUCUGUUUUAAGUACCCUGGAGUUGUUAAUGCAGUUGUUUCCAGGUUGAUGAAGUUUUGUGUGUAGGCCUGACAGUGGCACCAAUCAUCCCCAUUAAGCCUUAACAUUCCACAGAGCCAUUUCCAGUUGAUGAUGAUCUUCAAAGCCUGCUCAUCCCAAAGAGAAUAUCAAGUUGAAGCAUGUCACUUUGCCAUAGUCACAGUUGAUUUUCUUAAAUCAAGAAGUACCUUUCUUGAAUCAAAAAGGCUGACUUUUCUACAGGUGAUCCUUGAAGAAAUCUCUGGGUCCAGUGCAGUCAUUUCUCUAAUUGUUGCCCUCAUGAGUGGUCCAUCCAUCUUGUUAGCAGUGGUUGGAAACUACCCCAAGUAAAGCAGGGCUCCUCACAGUUGGUUAAAGGUCUGAGAUUAUGCCAACAUUCUUUUUCAGCUUGAGUCUGAGAGCUCAAGUCAUUGAUCCCGUUUUACCAAUUCCCGGUUGGAAUUUCAUUACAGUUUUUAGAAAUGUACUGGAGAGUGGAAAAAAUGCUGAUGCUGUCCUAAUGCUUGGGAGUUGUGCCUGGGGAAUGAAUAUGAGGGCUGCUCAACCUGAUCUCAAGGUGCACAGCUUCUCUGCUUAGGAAAAGGAACUUCUCAUUUCCUGACUGUGAAAGGCCUACUCUUUUGGAAGCUCCUGGUCUUUUAGUUCCUACCUCAGUUAAUAAACCACCCGGGUCUGUCUGUGUCUUGCAUCUCAGAGAUGGAACUUGACGGACUACUCAGCAUUGCAAAGGUCACCCUAAAGCUAUUGUCAGAAUACACUGCCCUUUGUUGCUCAGUGAUUAUAAUGCUACUGUAGCAGUUAACUGAAUGUAUUUGACUGAGCUGCUUUUCCAGAAUGCCAUAUUAUCUAUUUAUUUCUUUUAAACACCUGAUAGAAUGCCCAUUCACAAGCUGUCUUAAGUGUAUUUUCAAAAAGCUUCUUAAAGAUACUUGAAAUACCAGUGCUCUGGCCACCAGAGGGAUAAUAUAUAAAGAAGUGUGUGUGUCCAUUGCAUUGUUUUGCUUCGGUGAAAAUAUUUCUAAGUCGUUCUCAUCUUUUAGAGUUUUCAUAUUAUACAAAAUGAUAAUGCUCCAACAAAUUCGAUUAGAAUCAAAGGUUUUCCAAAAAGUUUCCUUAUGUUAUAGCUUGUCUUCAGUCAGUGCAGCAAUGCUCAAAACCAUGUUAAGGAAUGACACUCUUUUGAGGAAAAAAUAAACCUUAUAAAGCUUCAUUUCCUUUCACGCUGCUUCUCACAAAUAUAAAAUGUGGAACGAACCUUUUUGGUUUUAGGUUGUAGCUUUAAACAGAGUGCAGAAGGGGGGCUCACCAUAUUUUUAUGUAUUUAAAUUUACUUCAUUUUCUUACUGAAAUAUUAAAUUCAGAAUUACAGAGGAAUAACUAAUAAACGAUCAAGCUCCUUAUUUGAGGCAGAGUUUUAUAUUUUGCGUGCUUAUGUGGAUUUUGUGACAACAGUGAGUCUCGAUACACUUUCUAGUACACCGGGAGCAUCUUUGCCUUAGCUCUCAUUUAUGUAAAAAUGAGUGAAGAUCACAAGUGCUAAGGUGCUAAAAACUCAUUAUUUUCACUUAUGCAUGUACUUUCAACUCACUAAUACGUGAUUUGCCACAUACCGUUGCCUCUUCCAGUUUGGUUUGGUCCUAAUUGGAUUGGUUAAGCAAUUUAGGCAUUUAAAAUUACUUCCUCUUUGGUUUCCAAAUGAGUAAGUGAAGACUCAGAGAAAUCCCUUGAAUUUACCUUUCGCUGUCUUUGAAUAGAGCAAAUUCUCUUCUAGCCUCCAUUCAUGCAUCCAUUCAGUUUUUUCUUAUUGUGCUAGAUAAGCAUAUUUAAAACAGAAUAUAUUCCCUCUCUCUCCAAAAUAACAGAAUUUUUGUUGCAAUAACUCAGCAAGCAAAUGGAAGUAAACAAAAUGAUAUAAAAUACAAUGGUUAGCAUUAAGUUCAGAUAGUGAACAAUAUUUGAAAACAAAAUGUAGCCAUAGAGUUUUGUGUUGUAUGACCUAAACAUUUGUUGAAAGAUGCUUUUUCUUUAACCCAGAGGUAUGUUUAUCUUAGAAUAAUAAUCAUUUCAUGCUGUUCAUUUUUUUUUUUUUAGUUGACCCAUUCUCCAGACCUUAAAAAAAAAACUUUUUUUAAGUGGAUGUAAAUUCCAUUUUAAUUGGACCCGUGCAAUCUAAUACUGCAACUAGCCAGGAAUGGAAGAAACAUGCUGGAAGUUAAUACAACCCAAAUCAACCAUAGCCGGAUAAUUCCCCUGAUCUUUGUAACAACCCCCUUCCCCACCUCCACAAUUAAAUGACCCUGUUGUUCUGGAGUUUCAACAAGACAUUUAAGGUUCAUUUAAAAAAAUGAUCAUCCUUUACAGGAUUCUUUGCUCUUGCAUUUCUCUUUCUUCCUUUCCCUUGCCACACAGCUGUCACUGGUAUAGGAGAAAGAUUGGGGGGAGGGGAAGAGGAGGAAGCCCUGUUCAAAUCGUGUCACGUAGCACUAAUUCAUCUGCUCUCAUUAGAGGGAGCGAGGGACAGCGGUGAUGGCCAAGAGCUGCACUCCACACAUGACACGCGAACAGUUUGGGGAAUAGAAAAUUGCUUUCUCAGGAAGCCCAGCCAAUUAAGGACUUGACCAUAUUGAAUGUCAAGUGUUAAUUUAGGUUUUUCUUCAUUUUCCCAGUAGUAAUGCGGGUCCUGUGAUGAGCAAAUACAUGUCAAGUAAAAGUUGAUUGCAUGAAGGACCUGGGUAUUAUAUGUCACUGACAAGUCACAAAUGUACUGAAGUCUUUUAACCCCUUAGGUGAGUUUGGUGGGGGAGGGGCAAGGGGAGACUGGGAUUAAUGUUACCAUAAUGAUAAGAAUAGAUAGUUUACUGGGGAUAGGAUGGAUGGGGAUGGACAGUCAUGGUAAUUCAUGCAAAAACCAGGGACGGGCCAAAUCCUACUCUCAGGGCAUAGAGGCCCUUGAAAGGCAUACUGUAUGAUUCUUUGCCAUUGCAGCCAUAGCACUCAGAAUUUAUGUUCUGUCUCCUAAGAUUGUAUGAAAAGGGAAAGUGAUGUACUCUCUGGUCUUGAUCUAGGAAAUUCCUUAUCAGCUUCCCUUGAAAGAAAGAAAACAUUAAAUAAUCAUACUAUUUUGGACGUUUUAACCUUGAGCUCACUGCAAGCUCUACAAUUUCUGCCUAUUUAUAAUUUGUUUCUAGUCAAGUGUUCAUUUCAAAAAGUGACUGUGUUAUUGUGUGUAAUAGAAGAGAUGAAAAACAUGAGAUUGAAAGAACAUUUGUUUUCUGUCAUGCGUAUCUGGAAGGUGUUUAGCCAAUAGGAACUGGUAGAAGGUCUAUCAUUGUCUUUCAUUUCUUUUGGUGCCCAGUUGUAGAGGGGAAGAGAUUCAAGCUUCAGUGACUGAGGGAACUUUGCCUUUUUUAAACUAAACGCUGGACGUUGCCCAUCACGUAUAGCAUCUCAUUUCCAUUCAUCAGCAUUCAUUUACAUAUGAAUGUCCCGAAAAAUAGAGAAUGUCUGUUUCUGUAGCAAUUGUACAAGUAGAAAACAAAAAUACCCCUCCAGUUGAAAAUUCUGCUCUGUGUAGUGUAAACAAUCUUAAAGGGAAACUCAGAGCAUUUAUUCACCAUCUGCUCUCUUUUUUUUUCUUUAUAUGUAAUAAUCACUUUCCCCUUUCCUAUCUUUGAAGCUGUCAUCUUAAUUAAAACAUUUUCUCCAAACUUACUCUCUUCUAUUUAUUCCAGCAUUUUAAGACACUUGCUUUUGUGUCUUGACAGUGGUUGCACUUUGAAACCUUGAGUCUGAUAAUGCUUUUAUUUUGGCAGCAAAAAAUUCUGAGUCUUCCUCUCCCUCAGGUUAGGAACUGUGCUUCCCUUGUAUUAAAAGUCGGCUAAGUUUAUAUUAAGGAACAAUUAGGAAACAAGUUAAGAAUCGGAUGUUUAAUAAAAUAGAUUUUUCUCAAGAAAGAAAUGUCAGACUCCGAAUGCUGGGAUGUCAUAUCAGCUCUUUACCACCUCCCUUCCCUGUCUCAAAAUGAACCAAACAAAAUUAGCAUAGUCCUCCCUUCCCUUCCUAUGUUGAGGAGCUCUGUCUGUGAAACUAGUGGCAUUGUGCAUGUACUGUUUAAUUACAAUCCAAUUGUCAGCAGCUUCUCUUCCGCUGGGUGUGCUGAGAGACUUAAGUAAGUUUCCGUAAAGUAAAUUCUGAUGAUGGCAGCUCGGGGCUGCUGAUUCAAGUUAUUCCUUCUCUUCUGUGUCACUUUUGACGGAUGGCACCUAAUGCAAUCAACCACAGGCCAAGAAAGAAAGCCUUUUCUUGGGUAGUAGUGUUAGCAACUGGACCAGGCGCUCCCCUCCUCCCUGGCCUUCAGAUGUUCACUCCUUCCUGCCACCCCCACCGACACUUCAGCCCAAAUAGGACAGUGAAAAGAAUGGCAGAGCUACCCAGGACAGGCUUUUCUGAAACCUCCAUUUCCCAGCGGUGCAGUCCAAGCUGCCUCCCUUUGCGUGUGUUUUUGAUAAAUUUAAGAAGUCAAAUCGCUGACACAGAUAGAUAAUCCAAGUGUAUAGGGUGAAGAGUUAUAAAUUAACACAUUAUUCCCUCUUAAUGUGAAAUACUUGAGAAUGCAUUUUCUCAGUCCCCUGACAUCUUACCCAGUGAGGGCUCGCAUUGUACUUUUCAAGUGGCAUUGAUUUGUUAAAGCGCUGAAUUAGCAUCUCCAGCCAGCUGCCUGAUCCACUGUUGUGUCCUGGGGCUCCAGUACCCCCUCUCUUUAGCCAUCCCUUGUUUUCCCUUCAGUCUUCCCUUUCUCUCUUUCCAUUUCAUUCCUCCCCAUCUCCUUCUUCGUUUGUCUUCCUUCCCCUUCUUUCCUGUUGCUCAUGUUUGUUUCAGUCUGGCUUCACUCUACUCAAUUUACUUUUCCUUCCUUUCACUCUUUUAUCCUUGUACUUCCUUCCCCCAUCUCAUCUUACCGCCCCUAAGGGUUGCCCCCACUCUGGGUUUUAGUGUAACUGCCUGUGUGUGUUUGGGAAGGAGAGGGUAGUGCUGAUGUAGCCAGUCCCAUGGCUCCAGGUAGACUUGUUGAGAAGACCAGAUUAAGUACCAUAUGUAUGUUUACGCUCAUUGUAAUAGGAGUUUUUGAGAAACUGACCUAUUUUGCUUUCUAGAAAUUAAAAGGUAACUUACAAAACUUGUAUUUCUAAGUGAGGUGUCUCAUAUUAAAGUUUUCUUUUGGUCAAAGGAAAAUGAAAAACCCUGAUGAUUUUCUCAGAUUUGAUCAUGCACAUGUACCCACCAAAAUAUUUCCACAAAACCUUUGGACUAGCAACUUUUUGCAAUUCAGUGAACUUACUGAUAAAACUUUCUUUUCUGGCUGGUUCUGUACUGUUUAGUGUGUGUAUAUGUGUAUGUGUCCUUUUAGGGCUGCACCCACGUCAUAAUGGAAGUUCUGAGGCUAGGGGUCGAAUUGGAGCUGUAGCUGCAGGCCUAUGCCACAGCAAUGCAGGAUCCAAACCGUUAUCAGCAACCUGUACCACAAGCUCACAGAAACACUGGAUCCUUAACCCACUGAUCAAGGCCAGGCAUCGAACUCUUGUCCUCAUGGGUAUUGGCCGGGUUAGUUACUGCUGAGCCACAGUUGGGAACUCCUUUUUCUGUACUAUUCUGAUUCCACUUAUUUGUAUUAGUACAAUUUCAUAUAAAAAUAGGACUUCCUCGCUGGACCUUGGCAACAUUAAGGUUAUAAAAUGGCUUGACAAGUUUUUUAGAAAUAAGGGUUGGGUUAUUGCUUUUCAGCUAUAUAUUUCAAAGUUCCAGAGGAACUGCCUCCCGGUUGAGAGGCUUAACAUGUUGCAUGUGUGUGAUCCUAGACGUUGACUCUUUUCUUUCUCUGGAUAUUGGUCCAAAAUACUUUGGCAUCACUGUGUAGAUUAAUUUGAUAUGAGCAAAAAAGUGUAUCUGUCUGAACUUAAAUAUAUGUUAUCCUCUGUAAUUUUAAUGGCAUUGUUUUAAGGGAUGCUGUCUUCAGUUUUACUAGGCUUCCCACUAGUAACAUCAAAAUCGGAAUUUGAAUAUACAUUGGUAAUAAGUCAGAUUACUUGAAAAAAAUGAAAUGUCUUUAUUGCUUUAUUUUUAUGGAUUAAAAUGACAGCUUGAUUUCAACAUUUAUGUUUGAAAAUGGAAAUAAUUCACAUAGGAUUUGAUAAUGUUUGCUUCUUGGUUGGGCUGAUUUCCCAUCCCCCUUUCCCAAAGUCAAAUAUAAUUCCUUUAAAAAAAAAAUGUAGUUGCUGUCCUCCUAGCUAGAAUUAGCAUGGUUUGGCUAAGGUGAAGGGAUUAGAAUGACUCUUCAAGGCAUGAUAAUGUCUGUUUAAAUGAGAGGAAAAAAAAAAGUCUUUUAACUGGGGCUUAAGACUAAUUCCAGCUACUAAGGAGACAAAAAUUACGCUAAAGAAGGCAAUUUGGCUGUGUUUUACAUGUGCAUGUCACCCUGCGUAGAGAUCAUCCUUUUGUAUUUUUGGGCAUUCUCUAAGGUGAAGUAAGAUGUUCUUCACUUGUUACUGGAAGGGGACGUAGCCUCAUUCUAGGAGAUGAAAGCUGAAACACCUUCUGCCUUUUGCAGAGAUAAUCACAGCUCACCUGGCUACAGUUCAGGGUUAGGGACAGAAGGGGGGGCUUGCUGCUUCUUAGAACUGCCUGUGAUUAUAGCAGAGAGAAGGAAUUAGAAGACAAAAUAGUAGGGCAGGUUUGAAAGUGAAUGUGCCUCAUUUGAAAAUAGUUAAUGAUUAGAAAAGGGGAAAAAAUGAAUAACCAGAAAAGUAGAAAAAAUCUGGAAGGCAUACUUUAGUGAGAGAGAAGUCAAGGAGAAAGAAAAUAGAUGUUUGGGGGGCAAAAUUAGGGUACCUUAUAACUUUUAAAAUGAAUAAAAAUCAGUUCUGUUUUGAUUGGUUAUAACGGGCCAAAUUGGCAUCACAGCAGAGUUAAAAAUGAAAACAUUUAAACACUUUCAACGUGAUUUUAAUUUUUAAUUUUUUGGAUUUGUAUUUUUCCUUCUUUAUUCGUUUGUGGCUUAUGUUCCUUGUAGGGCAGACGUCUCUGCACAAGUAGUGAAUCAGUAUAUCUAGGGUUUAAAAAAGCCUGAUCUGUUCCUUUGCUGUGUGAUAGGAUUUUAGCCACAUGAAAUGGUUCCGUGCAGAUGUUUUAAAGUUUAACACUUUUUUGAGUUUUUCUCUCAAAUUCUCACGAGAAAUCAGAAUUAUUUCUGUUUUUGCGUUUUGUAAGUCUAAAUUAAGUGUCACUUCAAUGCGGAAGAACUGGCAGCUUUGAUAAGUAGUCCCCAAAGCAAACCAGUUUGUCAGUAAUCAUAACCUGAUUAUGAAUGCAAAUGCAAAGUUUGCUUUUUAAAAAGUCUCAAACAAACAAAGGAAGAAGAAGAACAGACCUCUCUACAACCCAAGGAAAAAGCCUCCCCACGCUUGAACACGGGCCCUUCAAUGGUAGCAGUAAGAAGAAGAAAGAACCUUUGGCGCCGGGCCAAGUCCUGUUGAGAGGGAGCCGCCAACGGCCUUGCACAGUGUGUGGCUCUGCACAAGUUCCAGAGUGACACACGCAUUGCAAAGCCAGUCACAAUGCGAGGGGUCAGGGGUUACGUUCAAGAGCAGGGUGUUGCUGGACCAGGCCAAGGAAGCAGAGGUGGCCCCUCUGUGCGCAGCGUGUGGGUCUGUGUACUCCUUUCCCGUCAAAGCUGGCCCUGCACCGCCAAAAAAGCGGUUCCUUGGCAGGGUUUUAUGGCAGGAUGAUGUAGUCUGUUGUGACUAGUGCAUUCCUUUCAGGUUAAACUAGGGAAAUGGCAUUGUGUUAAAAUUCCAAGUCGCAUGAAUGUUUUAUUGCCACAGUGCAUUUAGCCCUCUAGGGGAGUGUGUGUGGCGGCGGUGGGGUGGGGGCGGGGGGACUUGGAGACUCAGGAACUAUCAGAAGAACACUUCCCUUGGAAAAUUUUACCCACCAGCGUGAAGCUGAUUUGCUGUGAUGGUCACUUAGAAGGGUUUCGCUUUUUCCUAAAUUGUGGCUGUUUAAAGUCUGGCUGCCUGGACAAUUAACAGCUGAGGAAAAUACGACAAGACACACGCAAAGAGGUUGGGAGAUAGAGCGGAGGAAUGCGCCAGAAAGGAGCUGAGCGGCCUUCUUGUGUAAACUGCCCGAGCAAGGGCCUCCUCCCCGCCCGGUCCCUGUCCCCCCCUCCCAGGGCUGCGCUCUGCUGUCUGCUCUGCCCGAAGGCCAGGAGGAAUCUGUUAACCUUGCACCACUGCGGCUCAUGGGACUGUUCCAAUUCGGUACGGAGGUUGCCACAUACAGUGGGGAUGCCAGCUCAUAGAUAUGCAGGUUAUUGGUUCCAGUGGCAUGUGCCGGCAGAGUGCUGGGUGCAGACUUCUGCCCAAACCUGGAGGAGCCAGACCAGAGGCUGGAAGUCCAGGCCAUCCGCUGCACACUGGUCAACUGCACGUGUGAAUGUUUCCAGCCGGGGAAGAUUAACCUGAGGACUUGCGAUCAGUGUAAACAUGGCUGGGUGGCACACGCCUUGGACAAGCUCAGCACGCAGCACCUAUACCACCCCACCCAGGUGGAGAUCGUGCAGUCCAACGUGGUGUUCGACAUCAGCAGCCUGAUGCUCUACGGGACGCAGGCGGUGCCUGUGCGGCUCAAGAUCCUGUUGGACCGUCUCUUCAGUGUCCUGAAGCAGGAGGAGGUGCUGCACAUCCUACACGGCCUGGGCUGGACACUGCGUGACUACGUCCGGGGGUACAUCCUUCAGGAUGCUGCCGGCAAGGUGCUGGACCGCUGGGCCAUCAUGUCUCGAGAAGAGGAAAUCAUCACCCUUCAGCAGUUUCUUCGGUUUGGAGAAACCAAAUCCAUCGUGGAACUGAUGGCAAUUCAGGAGAAAGAAGGGCAGGCCGUAGCUGUACCAUCUUCAAAGACAGACUCAGACAUCAGGACUUUCAUUGAGAGCAAUAAUCGCACCAGGAGUCCCAGCCUCCUUGCUCACCUGGAGAACAGCAAUCCUUCCAGCAUUCAUCACUUUGAAAACAUCCCCAACAGCCUGGCGUUUCUGCUGCCAUUCCAGUACAUAAACCCAGUCUCAGCCCCCCUGCUAGGAUUGCCUCCAAACGGGCUGCUCCUAGAGCAACCAGGCCUGAGGCUGCGGGAACCCAGCCUUUCAACCCAGAAUGAAUAUAACGAAAGCAGUGAGUCUGAAGUUUCUCCCACGCCCUACAAAAAUGAUCAGCCGCCCAAUAGAAACGCCCUGACCAGCAUUACUAAUGUGGAGCCCAAAACCGAGCCAGCCUGCGUGUCCCCCAUUCAGAACUCCGCUCCCGUCAGUGAUCUGACCAAAACUGAACACCCGAAAAGCUCAUUCCGGAUCCACCGGAUGAGAAGGAUGGGCUCAGCCUCUAGGAAGGGGAGAGUGUUCUGUAACGCAUGUGGGAAGACCUUCUAUGACAAAGGUACUCUCAAAAUCCAUUACAACGCUGUUCACCUGAAGAUCAAACAUCGGUGCACCAUCGAAGGUUGCAACAUGGUCUUUAGCUCCCUCCGCAGCCGGAACCGCCACAGCGCGAACCCGAACCCCCGCCUUCACAUGCCUAUGCUAAGGAAUAACCGAGACAAGGAUUUAAUUCGGGCCACGUCAGGGGCUGCCACUCCCGUCAUAGCAAGUACAAAGUCAAAUCUCACACUCACAAGCCCCGGGCGGCCCCCAAUGGGUUUUACCACUCCCCCACUAGACCCUGUCUUACAGAAUCCUCUCCCUAGCCAGCUGGUGUUUUCUGGGCUAAAGACUGUCCAACCCGUUCCUCCGUUUUAUAGAAGUUUACUCACUCCGGGGGAAAUGGUGAGUCCUCCAACCUCCCUCCCGACCAGCCCCAUCAUCCCCACCAGUGGUACCAUCGAGCAGCACCCCCCGCCUCCCUCUGAGCCAGCAGCGCCAGUGGUGAUGAUGGCCACGCACGAGCCCAGCACUGACCUGGCGCCCAAGAAGAAGCCCAGGAAGUCCAGCAUGCCUGUGAAGAUCGAGAAGGAAAUCAUCGAUACUGCCGAUGAGUUUGACGAUGAAGAUGAUGACCCCAACGAUGGUGGCGCUGUGGUCAACGACGUGAGCCAUGACAAUCACUGCCACUCCCAAGAGGAGAUGAGUCCAGGCAUGUCUGUGAAGGACUUUUCUAAGCAUAGCAGGAGCCGGUGCAUUUCAAGGACUGAAAUAAGAAGGGCCGACAGCAUGACUUCUGAGGACCAAGAAGUCGAGCGGGACUAUGAGAACGAGUCUGAGUCUUCGGAGCCCAAACUAGGUGAGGAGUCCAUGGAAGGGGAUGAGCACAUGCACGGCGAAGUGAGCGAAAAGGUUCUGAUGAACAGCGAGAGGCCCGACGAGAACCACAGCGAGCCCUCUCACCAGGACGUCAUCAAAGUGAAGGAAGAGUUUACAGAUCCCACUUACGACAUGUUUUACAUGAGCCAGUACGGACUGUACAACGGCGGGGGUGCCAGCAUGGCAGCCCUGCAUGAGAGCUUUGCCUCCUCUCUGAAUUAUGGCAGCCCUCAGAAGUUCUCCCCAGAAGGUGACCUGUGUUCUAGCCCAGACCCCAAAAUCUGUUACGUGUGCAAGAAGAGUUUCAAAAGCUCCUACAGCGUGAAGCUUCACUACAGGAACGUUCACUUAAAAGAGAUGCAUGUCUGCACGGUGGCUGGCUGCAAUGCCGCCUUCCCCUCUCGCCGAAGCAGAGACAGAAACAGAAAUGUACGGAUGGAAAGAACCAUAGGUCCAGGACAUCGAGACAGCCUGCAUCUCCGUAGACACAGUGCCAACAUAAAUCUGCAUCGUAAACUGUUGACCAAAGAACUCGAUGACAUGGGCCUGGACGCAUCGCAGCCCUCCCUUAGCAAGGACCUCCGGGAUGAGUUUUUGAUGAAGAUCUAUGGUGCCCAGCACCCCCUGGGGCUCGAUGUCAGGGAAGACGCCUCCUCCCCCGCGGGCACUGAGGACUCCCACCUGAAUGGGUACGGGAGGGGCAUGGCAGAGGACUACAUGGUCCUGGACCUGAGCACCACCUCCAGCCUUCAGUCCAGCAGCAGCAUCCAUUCCUCCAGAGAAUCCGACGCUGGCAGUGAUGAGGGGAUUCUCCUGGAUGACCUGGACGGGGCGAGUGACAGUGGGGAGUCCGCGCACAAGGCCGAGGUCCCCACCCUCCCCGGCAGCCUGGGGGCUGAUGUUGCAGGAUCUCUGAUGUUCAACAGCUUGUCCGGGAGCAAUGGUGGGAUCAUGUGCAACAUUUGCCACAAAAUGUACAGCAACAAGGGGACCCUGCGAGUGCACUACAAAACCGUGCAUUUGCGAGAGAUGCACAAGUGCAAAGUCCCCGGUUGCAACAUGAUGUUCUCCUCUGUGCGAAGCCGAAACCGGCACAGUCAGAACCCUAAUCUCCACAAAAACAUUCCCUUCACUUCCGUAGAUUAGUCUCAGAACGGACACUACAAAUGCCAGCUCUCACCAGACGGCCUACAUAUUUGAACUGCCAUAGUCAGUGUGUGCUUGUGUGCUUGGGAGGGCGUGUGUAUAUGUGUGAGUGUGUACACAUGUAUGCCUCUGUGUCUACAUGCGUAUACACAUGCACACUUUUUUUUCUUUAGAUACAAAAAGGUAAACACUAGGUGCUUUUGAAUUUUUUUUCCUUGAUAGUUUGGGAAGGAGGUGGGAUCUUUCAUUUGGGGGUGAAAACAAAGUACCCUUUAAAUACCCAUACACACACACACACACACACACACACACAAAAGCGUGCAACGAGCCCAAAUUUUGACAGAAUAAUAAUUCUUGGUCCUCUCCAAAGAGACAAUUUGUUGUACCCAUGACUGUUGCCUGCAGAAAAAAAAAAGGGAAAAAAAAAGAAAAAAGGAACUUCUUAUAGUUGUCUUUUGUGAACUUUAAGGUUUUGAGAGAAUCUUCAAUUAAAGCAUGGCAGAUUCACCUGUAAAUAUUUCGCCUUGAGAGGCCAAUGAUGUAAAACAAUUGUAUUGAUGGUUGUUUAACUCUUGUUUAAUUUUUACAGUUACAUCCAGCUGUUAGAUAUACAGGAGAGAAAAAUAAUUUGCUGGCUAGCUCUAUUCAUUUAUGUUAGCGUUAAUGCACAUUUUUUAAAGGAAAGAGAAAAAACAUGGUCUUGUUUUUACUACCUGCUAGAUAAUAGUGAUAAAGAGGUGCUGGCAUGCCUUACAGCACAGAUCUGAUUUUUUUAAAUGUCCUGUACUAGUACAUAAAUCCAGUCAUGCACUUUUUUUCAUACACUACAAGGGGAUGUGUAAUAUCCGUGCUUCUUUUUUAUCCUUAAACUAUUGCCAUACUUCAAGUAAGUGUCUUUUUUUAAAAAAUUCACUUGUAUAAAAAUGGUCUGGUCAGUAUAGGGCACAAAUGCCAAACAAAAGUAUUAGUGUUAACACAAAACUGCCAACUUUGCACAAGUUUCCAGAAAAGAAAAUACAAUUAGUCACUCAACAUAACCACAGGCCAAUUUGUCGGCCACCAGAAAACCGCUUUAAAAAAAAACACACACACACACACUCACUUGGUGAUUCUUUCAAGUGCCGAAUGUUAUUACAAUCAACAUUGCAUCCUUCUUGCUUAUAUGUUCAGUUACAUAAAAGGAAAACAAAAAUUACGUGGUGUGAAACAGCCAAGGCAUUUAUUCUUUUAGAGGCAGGAUAAUAUUUCAGGAUACAAAAGCCCAAAUUAACUCACUAUGGAACAAGGCUGAAUACAGUAAAAGAGUUGAAUACUCAUUCAUAAGGACCUAACCCCUAUCCUUUAAAAAGAAAGAAAAAGUCCAAACGGGGCUGGUCUGCUUUGUGGCCGUCUAAUUUGUCGCAGGGUCUGUAGUCCUGAGUUCUAUGAGUCAGGCCUCUUUGAGCGACAGAAUCAAAAGACAUGGAACAGCAGCAGUGCCUGGAAGCUUGGCAAACAUGGGCCGAACUUGAACUGAGCAACACUCCUUUCUGAAAAGCCAGAGGAAGGGGUUUUAAAACAGGAUCUCUCACUGUUCAGUGUUUUGUGUUUCCCCCACAUGAUGUGUCAGAAACGAAAGCCAGCCUGAAACCAGGCGGUGGAGAGUGAAAGAGGCGGGAGAGGAUUCCCCGAACCUGUUUUGUUUUGUUUUGUUUUGUUUCCGAUGUUUACACAUGUUGCCUGAGCUGGUUAACCACAUCGGCAGCCUCUGCUACCACAACAUACUGACUAAAUGAUGAUAUUUACUCAACUUCAGUCUGCAGCCAAAACCAUUAGGGUGUGCAGUGCGGACUGGGUUUUGUUGUCUUUUUUUUUUUUUUUUUAAGUUGGGGGGCUAAAGAGAUAAACAAGGACUAUUUUGUCAAAUAGUACACAGUAAUUUAAAAAGAAUGUAUUUCUUUUCUGCAUGUAAGGGCCUCAGACAUUUCUCUCAUCAGUCUAAAAGUUAGAAUUUCCCUCUCCAUUUAAACUUUUAAUGUCAUUUCCAUUUUUCAUAGGUUUUGUAAUUAUUUUUUUCUAUGUUCACAUCAGCAUUCACUUCCGUUAAGUUUGCCAAAGGAAACUGUUACUAUGUUUCUCUUGUUAUUAUUCCUGUAGGAGUUAUUGUACCUCACAGUAUUUAUUGUUUCCAAAAAUCAGCAUCAUCAGUUGAGGAUUCAGUAUUUGUGAAAAUUUCAGAAAUAGAUUCUUCAAGAUAAACUAGAUGUGUCUAGGAGCUUUAUCUUUUCAUCUCCUUCAGAGGAUGCUUUGGGGUUCAUUUAAUUCUUAAGUCUUCAUUUGUUCUACAGUGAGGAGAGACCAAAAGUAUUUGCAGUAUAAAAGCAACUUUAUCAAACACUAUGUCUCUUAAAUGACCAAUGUUUACGGUAAAGAAGCUGAGGAAUUAGUGCUAACCGUUUUUGUUUUCUUGUACCUUUAAAUUCCCCAAAGUCUUAAUUGCUUUGUUUUGCUGUUGUGUUAAAUCGAAUAGACAGAUGUUUUCCUUUGUUUUAUACCAUAUGAGACUCUGUACAGUAUGUUUGUGAAAGAUGGAACUAGAAUAAUGAAAGUUUGUUUGCAAACAUUUUAGUCCUCUUAGCGUUCUCUGUGUUGCGCUGUUGCCCCUGAAUGAUUCGAUUGUGGAAGGGUGGAAAAAAUAUUUUUGGUAUCCCAACAAAAGAUGAUGGGAACACUAGCUUUGGGGGUGUGCGUAGACUGACACUUAAGUUUUAUGAAACCACAUUUUUGGCAGUCGUUUAUUUUAAAGUUGCACUCUUGGUUGAGACACUAGAGCUCAUCUUGUGCAAAAUCAAUGUUUAGUCUGUUUAAUUUAAUGUCAACUGAAAGGUCAAAGAGCCCUAGUGAGUGAAUUACCUAACUGUCAACAGGCCACAUCCACAAAUGAACCAGGCUUAGAACAAAUGUUUGUUACUCGCCACAAACCAGUGGCUAGCCUGUUAGGACAAGUCCAGAAAUAAUGAGAUUCUUGAGGUAGGAUUUCCCUUGCCUGAAGCAAGAGUGUAUCCCCCUGCCUUUUGUUGGAGAAAUGAUACCUUUGCUACUAUUUUUGUGCCUCAGGUGCCCACAUGUUAUGGUGGCCUUCAAAGAAGGCAAAGCAUUUUCCAGCCUAAAACCUGUUUGCUUAAAAGUUAUGGGCCGGAGUGGGUGGAAGUGAUCCACAGGAUGUAGAAUCGUGAAACGUUCAUUUCUUCUAGCCUCGGGGUAUGGCUCAUUCUUGGGUGUGUGCCUGAGUGCAGAGUUUUGAUUUAACUCUGUACUUUUAGUUAAGAUGGUGAUCCCAAGACUUAUUUGCAAACAGGAAGGAUGUAGAGAUCACUCAGAUUUUAAUCACUGAGAGCUUCAUUUGUGCCAUUCAUACUCAUUUCUUUUUUCAUAGGACUUUCCUAUUGUGAAACAGGCUCUGUCUAGCUGCAUACAUUCUUUGCCGGCUGAGAAGGACUUAGGGAUGCAGCUUUUCAUCCAAGCAGCCUUUUCCCAUUUGAUUGAUUUUAACCAGCGUUUUGUCACAGGUACAACACUGGGCAGGAUUAUUAAUGUGCAUGUUCACUAGCUGGUGUCGAAAUGUACUGAUUUGGUCAUUUGAAGCUAAGUUUUUGUAACUAGCAGAAAGGCUUGAUCCACUUUAGGGAGUAUCUGUGUGUUAUGGACAGGGAGACAACCCAGAGCAAGGAUAAGGCUAGAUGGGUCAGUAAUUUGGUUUUAAAAAUGUGAUUAAAAGUGUGACAUUGUGUUGCUGUCUACCUGUAUUGAAAUAAGUUAAUGCAUUUCAGAUCUUAGUCCAGCAGCCCAGUUCAGCCUAAUGCCUUUAAAGGUUUCAAAGUGUUAAUGUUUUUCUUCUCACUGUGACAAACAUCUCUCUUGAAAUUGUUUUUAGCACAAUGUACCACUACUACCCUUGUAGUGUGAUUUCUUUGGCCAUGAAUUUCCAGGGCCUUCUGGUAAGAGGAGAAAGGCCUUUAACUGGUUAACAGCCUAUUAGUGUAUACACUGCUCUUUAAAAAAAAAAAAAAAAAAAAGUAAGCUUUGACUAUAUCAAGAAUGGGCUGUUCCAGAAGCAUUUUCCUCAUUUUCCUCAGGAGAAACCAUGCACUCGGUUCCCACCGAAUAAAAAGUGACCUUUUGUUCCCCUUGCUCUGUACACAUUCCUGAUGUGUGCCAAGCAAAUGAGAAUGGGGGCCCUUGGCAAAUAGAACAUAAAGAAGCCAGUAACCAGAUUGAGAUGGACAUGCUGCUAACUGCUAACAGUUGACCUGAGCAGCCCUAACUUGUACUUGGUCUUUAGUGUUGGGUUAGGUUGACUAACAGUAAAUAAAGUUCUGCUGUCACGAGACACGCUAUGGCUGCUGUCAUAAGAAACAAAGCAUCUGGAAGAAACUUUUCUUUGAUCCCAUGGACACACGCCUUUCCUUGAACUUUGGAAAACAAUGACACAUUUUGGGUUUCUUUUAAAUCACCUAUAUGCCCCCCCCCCCAAGCUUGGAAUAUUUAGAGGAUUUUGCUUUUCCCUCUCAUUCUUUGUUCUCCUAAUAGGAAGGGUCCAAAUGAGUAAGGAGGGCUUAAAAGGCAGGUGCCCAAAAGAAAGGAGGGAAUUAGUUUUUUCAAGCCAGGUGGAGGAUACGAAGUAGAGGAUUCAUACCUACCCUGGUUUAAGGAUAACUAGGCAAGAAGAGAGUGGAUGCCCUAAAAGGGUUUGUUCAAGAGAAAAGCCUGGUACAAUUCAGCCUAGUGGGUGAGAGGAAUCAAAGCAGAGCCCCCGCAGGACCAGGUGCAUCACUGAAGCUCAGUCUGAGGAGGAAGGGAGUGGAAUAGCUCAAGUCCCUUUUGGAUCAGGGGUGCCAACUAGGGCCAUUGUGGAGGGGUGUGUGUGUGUGGAGGUGUGUGUGUGGUGAAGUAAGGCUAGAGUCCCUCAAGGAACAAAAAGAUCCCCUGGCUCAACUAGGUCCUAUAAAAGGCCAGACGGAGCUCCGAUUAUGACAAGUGGAGCUGAAAAAGUUGCAGUAGCCAGCACGGAGCUCUUCUUUCUCCACCUUUCCUGUCGUGCACCCUCAUGGCUGUGGGGGUAAUGCUGUUUGCCUAAAGCUCUCCUGAUCACAAUGCAAGCUCAUUCACCUUCCUACAAAGCAUGAAAGUAACUUUUCUGUUUUCAUAGUUCCCCUCCAAGCUGAACCAUGUGUGGGAGCCUUGCUCGUGUUGGCAUUAAGGUCGUACAUAUCUGCUCCGUCUGAAACAUGUUCUCCUAUUUCCUAUCAGUGGAGAGUCGCUCACUGUAAAUGCUAAUUUCCCAUUAGCAUUAUGUAAAUCCAGCUGUAAAAGUGAUUAGUCAAUUCAUCUAAUGUCACUCUUGCCCAGACACCCAUCCUUUCCUGUAUUUUCCCAUCAUCCUCAUUCUUUCCACAUCUUGCAGAAAAUGAUGUUUAUGGUCACUUGGCAAUAACUGGACAUCAAAUACUGUCUUUUUGGCAUUUGUUGAAAAAUCCAAAUGCCUGAUAACAGGGUGUUUUUAAAAAAAAAAAACCUAAGCAUUUUUACAAGUACACUGAAUUGGAUCAGCAUUAUUGUUCAUUAUAACGCUAUCUAUUUUUUUGAAGUAACGUACUGUAGUUGUCAUAAAACUAUCUUUAUUCCUCUCCUCUGGUGUUGUUGUAAAUUCAUUUGACCUUUACUGCAAAAAAAAAAAAAAAUCUUUUCUAUAUAGAGUAUCAAGACAAGGCUCACUGUGUAACAAAUAGGGGACCAUUACAAAAGAGGAAGGGAAAAAGCCAGGCUGAGCAUCGAGAAGCUUCAGUUCAAUUUCACCUCAUAUCUUUCUAAUAACUUACUUGUCACUUUAUUACCUUCCAGUAAUGUGAGCGCUGCUGACAAGACUGUCACACUAACAGCAGACAACACCCUGUCUGCUGCAGCCCCAGCUCUCCUGGCUACUUACUGCCCUGGCCCUGAAGGGACACAAACUAAUAGUGUGCUUUCCAGUUCAGCACUUGGCCAUCAAAUAUAAAAGGAUGCGUAAUUGCCUGUUUAUCCCUUGUGAAGGGGAAAUUGAGUACAAGGGCUAGGCUUUCCCACUGAGUUCCCUGAUGUACACACACAUCCACAGUCAGUCUCUCUCCUUCCCCCUCUCCCUUUCUCUGCCCCCCACCCCCCGCCUUUCUCCUCUCCCUCCCCUUUCAACACACAGGCACAUACACACACCCACUAAACUGUAUCUUUGGUAAGCCCACCACUGCCCCGAGGUGCCCUCUCCAGCUAUUAAGUGGACACUAACAAGACUACUUCUUAAAUAAAGGGUCAGAGAGACGCUGGCUGUGAUGUCAUUCUUUGCAUCUUUGGAAACUUUAAGUAUUGCAAUUCCUUGCCCAUGCAUUUGGGGGUUACUGGGGUGGCCCGAUAAUGAACAUAAAAUUUCUGCAAGUCAGUGGCAAAAGUGGCAUUAGAUCACCCCAUAUUCUGAAGGCAAAAGCAUGGUAUUUUUUCUUCCCCUUCAAAAACUGCACAUGUAAACAAAUUAGUUGUGUGUGAUAUUUUUUUUUUUUUAGUUUUGGCAUCCAGCAUUAGCCUAAACGUAUCCACGUAUCUUGCCAUGACACCCUCCAAAUCCAUAAUGUUAACAAGACAGAUUAAUCUUCGUUUUGUUUAACUGGACUGACAAUCUGAAAAAAUAAUAAGGCAUGGAGAUUUUGACUUGAAUCACUAAAACAGGGAGCAACCUAUACAUGAAAGGUCAAUUCUCCACUUUGGGAGAAUUUUGGUAAGAACAAGCAUCUGAGCUUUAUGAAAUCAAGUGAUGGAAGCUGCAAAAGGUACAGAGAAGAUGAUGUGAACGUGUUACAUUUCCAGACACCAUGGGCCCAAAUAAUGUGUAGGUAUUGGCUGCUAUUUCUGUAUACUGAACUGCUUCAAGGGGGCGAAAAAAUGGCUAAAGGAAGUCCAUGCUUCCUUCUAACCCUCUGGCUGCAGGUCUCAUAGAAGCUGUUGACCCUUGCUUUGAACAGUCACAUUUCAAAUGUACUCGUCAAUCAAAUAAGACACACGUGGGUGUCAUCUUUGACGUGAAGUUUGGGAAAGAGCAGAGUGGCAAAUCUAGAGGCAGAUGACUGAAUGGGUCUAUGCUGACAAAUCCAUGCUAAAUUAUUUUCAGUAACCAGUGUGAGGACUGGGAAGAAAAGCACUUUGAGCAGGGAUUCUUGGGGUCCAAGACUUGAUUUUUUUAGGUUCCCCUAGUCUGUAUAUAUAACGAUCACGUAUCAAACUUCCUCAUAGAUUAAUUAAAAAUUCAGUUGCCAAAAUUGCACAAAUUCUACUAACAAAUGCUAGCUCUUCCUCCUUUAAGUAACAGGGAUGCUUCAGGACAGUUUUAAUUCUUUAAAACAAUUUUUUAGCCUCAAGACUCUGAAGGAAGGGAAGAACAGAAAAGGAUAUUUUCGCAGAAAUGGAGAGAAGUAGAUAAUAUAAGAAUAUAUUUCUUGGAGAAAGAAUCUUAAGUGCUAUACCAAGACCUUACAAGACUUCCUGUUGCCAAAUGUGAUGCUGAAAUAAUUCACAAGUAAGAGGGCAAAUCACUCCCUUACGAACUGGAUCUGCCCACUUCUAUUCUGGAACUUGAGGAUGGGGAGUGUCUGGGGAGGCCCUGGAUUGGGGGUAGGAGGCGGAGAAGAGGAAGCACUCCACCCCUCUCCCCCGGGAAUGUUUUCCACGUGACAGAGGGGAGCCCAGCCCCCUUGGUAGUCCCACUCCAAGUUCGCUGACCUGGCCCUGUGUAUGCAUAAGCCUUUCCACGCUAGGAGACAAAGUACCCCUUACCCUCCUGAGAAUCGGCGCCAUGCCUGUAGCCAUGAGAAGCGCUGAUUCACCAGGGACAAUGCUCUUGACUCCCAGUGUGCUGAGCUACUAGGUUCAGUUAAGAUGUGUCAGCCAAGGUUGACUGUUUUUCUUCGUCUAGUACUUAAUUUGGAGCUUUUUGGCAUGUCUUUGUACAGAGUCAAACAUUCCUCUCAUUGCCCCUCUUAAUCCCCCCUGACUAUCCCAUUAUCUUUCCAUUCUUGCCCUUCCUUCUUCUGAGCUCACCUGCCCCCUUAAAAAAAAUAUAUUUUCUGAAGCAAAAAGGUAGAACACUCCUUCCUUCAUCUGCAUUUUGAUCACUUUGGAAACAUUUGUGUGUUCUCCCCUGUCCAGGGUUUACAUAACGUGAAUUAAGUGAAUGGGGUGUUGUAGGAUUAUGUAGUAACCUGAUAAUGAUCAAGACUUAUAAUAUGCGGUGCUCUCACUUCCCUGUGCAAACUUUGGUUCAGCUGCCCUACAGAGAAGUCUUACCCUUUUCCUCCCAGUGCCAGUAUGAACAAUGCAGGAGACCUGAAUGCGGGUACCUGGAGGUCAGAGAGGCAAGGAAGAUGAAGAAACCAGAAGACUUUGGUCUGAGGCCACCCUGGGCCUUUCCUCAGAGGUAGAGGCUUGCCAGGGCUUUGAGAAAGAAAGUUCCCCGUUCUCUACUGCAGAUCAUGAACUAGUUCUUGUAGAACUAGCAAGAUCCUUCACAUGGUUGAGAGAACCUAAGAACUUUCUUGUCCAUCCCAAGCCCACUGGUGAGUCUCCAUAGCAAAAACCAUUGACUCAGCCUGCAUAUCUGACAGCAAAAUUGGCCAAAGGAAAUUGAUAUAUCUUAAGGGAAAGGAAUUUUCUCCAAGAUCUUGGCCUCUCCCAACCCCAGAGUUUGGGGGGUUAUGCUUUUUGUUUGUUUCUGUUCUCAUCUGCAUCAGACCAGCCUCUUCUGCUCAGCCUGUCACAGAACCAAAGUCUGUACUACAGAAGGGAGCUGCACCAAGGGACGGGGACAGCUUGCAUCGCCCUGAUCUAAUCAUUGUGACAUCGGUAGCUUCAUAAAUACUGUAUGUACUUUGAACAAGGGUUUUGUUUUUGUUUUGCUUUGUUUUUGUUUUGCUCUUUGUUUUUAUUAGUAGUCUAAGGGAAUUCAAAGUUUUUAUUUGCUAUUUCCUUUGUUGUAUUUUCUGUACUAUAACUGUCUACAGUAUGUCUUUUGCAUAAAAUGCAUAAGGGUUUGGGGAUGUAAAUGGAAUUUUAUUCAUAUUUUGUCCAAAUACCUCUUGUAAUUUGUAUCAAAAUUCUUGUACAAUUUUUAUAUUAAAGAUUUAUCAGUCACUGA
Sus scrofa (pig) is the source of this 22714-nucleotide messenger RNA. It is a transcript of the gene BNC2, whose product is annotated as basonuclin zinc finger protein 2. The record is from RefSeq and is a predicted model, not a curated record. Lineage: Eukaryota; Metazoa; Chordata; Mammalia; Artiodactyla; Suidae. Gene Ontology annotation, cellular component: nucleus. Gene Ontology annotation, biological process: regulation of DNA-templated transcription.